This is a messenger RNA of Ctenopharyngodon idella (grass carp), 372 nucleotides long. RefSeq names its product 5-demethoxyubiquinone hydroxylase, mitochondrial-like. Gene Ontology annotation, cellular component: mitochondrial inner membrane; nucleus. Bases 1 to 372 code for a protein of 123 amino acids. NCBI's taxonomy places the organism in Eukaryota, Metazoa, Chordata, Actinopteri, Cypriniformes, Xenocyprididae. Gene Ontology annotation, molecular function: 3-demethoxyubiquinol 3-hydroxylase activity. The record is from RefSeq and is a predicted model, not a curated record. Gene Ontology annotation, biological process: regulation of gene expression; regulation of reactive oxygen species metabolic process; determination of adult lifespan. The transcript has 3 exons.
AUGUGGGAUCGAGAAGCAGCACCUGAGAUACUGGGUGAGAACAGAGUGCGUCCGACCCUCCUGCUUCCUUUGUGGAAUAUAGCAAAGGCUUUAAGUGGAGUAACGUUAAAUAUCACAGACGACUGGAAAAGUCUUCAUGGAAAAUCAUUGGUCAAAAGAUGUGGGAACCGAAAAAACGGAACUGGCGCCACGUUCGUUCUGAGUAUCUCAGAGCACUACAACAGCCAGAUCAGAACUCUUAUGGAGAAAGAUCCUGAGAAGUACACAGAACUGCUACAGAUCAUUAAAGAAUUUCAGGAUGAUGAAAUGAAGCACAAUGACACCGGACUGGAGCAUGAUGCUGAAUCAGUAAGUCUGAAUAAUGCCAUAUAA